Molecule: messenger RNA, 2382 nt
Organism: Vigna umbellata (rice bean)
Lineage: Eukaryota; Viridiplantae; Streptophyta; Magnoliopsida; Fabales; Fabaceae
Product: pollen receptor-like kinase 1
Biological process (GO): protein phosphorylation
Molecular function (GO): protein kinase activity; ATP binding; protein binding
Source: RefSeq, a predicted model, not a curated record
UUAGGUAGUGGGAGUGUUGUUAUGUUUGGUCAAGGAAGAGUCAUGGUAAGAGAGAGAAAAAGAGGGUGUAAAAAUAGGAUGAAUUUGAAGGCUGUCCGGGUCCUUCUCGCGUUGAAUGCAAAGACAAUGUGGUGAGACCAAGAAAAAAGAAAAAGAGACUUGGUCAACAUCUCUCUGCAUGCAUGCAACCUAACUUGUUUCUCUCACCAUCUCCUAUUCUUGGCUCUUCCUUUUCUUCUCUCUUUCUCCACAUUCUUCCAAUGCCAUCAAAACUUUUCCACCCUCCAACCCUUCAUUCUUCUUCUUCCUCUUCUUCUGCACCCUCGUCACUACCUCCUAAUUUCUCCUCCGUUCUGGGUCAGCCCCUCUUCAGGGCGCGCACGCCGCCCCUAGUGCCUACCAUUCACUAUGGCACUAAGUGGUAGGCAUUGCUGUAUCAUCUUCAUCGUUUUUGAAUUAGCAUCCUUCUUUCCUCUCUCUUAUGCCGCUUCUGACUUAGAAUUGCUCCUCAAAAUGAAAGAAAGCUUAGAAAACUACGGUUCCUCCUUGGACUCCUGGAACUCUACCACUCCUCCUUGCACCGAUGGCCAUGCCAACUGGCGUGGCAUUCUUUGCUACGAAGGAAAAGUGUGGGGCGUGAAGCUUGAGAACAUGGGGCUCCAAGGCCUCAUUGACAUCGAUUCUUUAAAGGCCUUGCCUUACCUAAGAACCUUGAGUUUCAUGAACAAUAGUUUGGAGGGUCCAUGGCCAGAAAUUCACAACUUGGUUGGUCUCAAGUCUAUUUACCUUUCCAAUAACAAGUUUUCUGGGGAGAUUCCUUAUAGAGCCUUCGAGGGGUUGAAGUGGUUGAAGAAAGUUUAUCUGUCCAACAACCAGUUCUCCGGUUACGUUCCAACUUCGCUCACGGUGUUGCCGAGACUCAUAGAGCUCAGGUUGGACGGGAAUGAGUUCACUGGUGCCAUUCCCCGUUUUCAUCCCCUCAACAGAUUGAGAUUGUUUAAUGUUGCUAAUAAUCAGUUGCAGGGUCAGAUUCCUUCCACCAUUAAUAGAAUGCCGGCUUCUUCCUUUGCUGGUAAUGAAAGGUUAUGUGGAGCCCCAUUUGAGUCAUGCACCUCGAAGCCCUCCACUGCUAGCGUCGUUGGAGCAGUGGUGGUUGUUUGCCUGGCGGUGCUUGUGAUUGGAAUAGUAGUGCUCAUGAUUCACAAAAAACAGAACGGAGCGUGUGCAGCGAAAUUGGGGAAUCCACCCAGCAGCAUCGGCAAAGGGCGUUUGAGGGACGUGGGUGAUGAGAGCCGCAGGUCCGCAGGGUCAAUGAGCUCCACAGACACCAGAAAAGCUGAACACUUGAGACUCUCUUUUCUGAGAGAUGACAGAGAAAUGUUUGACCUGCAAGAGUUGCUGAGAGCUUCUGCGGAGAUUUUGGGAAGUGGCUGCUUCAGCUCUUCAUACAAGGCUGCUUUGGUGAAUGGGCCAACAAUCGUGGUGAAGAGGUUCAAGCAGAUGAACAAUGUGGGGAAGGAAGAGUUCCAAGAUCACAUGAGAAGGCUAGGGAGGUUGAGUCAUCCUAAUUUGCUUCCUCCAGUGGCUUAUUAUUACAGAAGGGAAGAGAAGCUCGUGGUCACAGACUAUGUUCGCAAUGGAAGUCUCGCUGUUCGCCUUCAUGGGCACCAAUCCCUGGGAGAACCAAGCCUUGAGUGGCCAAUCCGGUUGAAGAUUGUGAAAGGCAUAGCAAAAGGUCUUGAAUAUCUAUACAGGGACAUGCCAAGCCUAAUUGCCCCACAUGGAAAUCUGAAGUCUUCUAAUGUUCUGUUGAGCGAAUCUUUUGAGCCUCUUCUGACAGACUAUGGCCUAGUUCCAAUGAUAAACCAGGAAUUGGCUCAGGACAUCAUGGUGAUAUACAAAUCUCCUGAGUAUUUGCAACAAGGAAGGAUCACAAAGAAGACUGAUGUGUGGUGUCUUGGAAUACUGAUUCUGGAGAUCUUAACUGGGAAGUUCCCAGCAAACUUUUUGCAAAAGGGUAAAGGGAGUGAGGUGAGUUUGGCAAGUUGGGUGGAUUCAGUGGUGCCAGAAGAGUGGACCAAUGCUGUGUUCGAUCAAGAAAUGGGGACAACUAAGAACAGUGAAGGAGAGAUGGAGAAGCUUUUGAAGAUUGCUUUGAAUUGUUGUGAGGCGGAUGUGGAUAAGAGGUGGGUUAAGGAAGCUGUAGAGAAGAUUCUUCGAGGUGAAGGAAAGGACGGUGAUCAAGAAAUUUUUUUAACUUCUUAUGCUAGUGAUGCAGAAUUGAUUUCCUCAACUUGAAAAUGUUGAGACCGCCUUAGUUAUUGGUUCAUUCCUUGAUUUUAUGUCCUUCUCAGAGACAUGAAUCAGAUAUGAAUUAGUUUA